AUGCCUGCGACUUUUGGCUACAAAUGCUUGCAAAACGUCGGAUGGUGCACCAUUCCUCCUCGCGUCGAAUCUUUGAUCAUUGUGGUCUUCAUCAUCCUAAACACCCUGCUUUGUGUCAUCGGCUACCCCUUCUUCGAUGGCAAUCUUUACUUCCCCACUAUGCGAAGUCAAGUGUCUACACUUCAGGCCGUUAUUCACUCCAUUGGCUACACCCAACUGGUCCUUGAUGAUGGCGGGAUGCCGCUCUACAAGUGGUAUUGGACCGAGUACUUUUGGUGGACGGGAGAAAUUGCUACCAUCUCCAUGUGCGCCAUACUAGGCUUCUCAGUAUUUUGGAUGCGUCGGCAAUUAUACGAAACUUUCCUCGUCCUCCACAUCGUUCUUUCCAUCAUUGUCCUCAUCACCAUGCUUGGGCACGUUUCCAUAUUCUUGGGUCGAUUCGACUUCCCCAUCUUUGGAAAAAUGACGUACCACCCCGAGUCCAACACUGUUCGACUCGUCGUCCCUUGCUCUACCAGCAUCUACAAGCCCGCCCCGGGCACCUUUUACUACAUAUACGCCAUCAACGACAAGCGGCCCUGGGAGAGCCACCCCUUCACCAUGGCAUACACCACGCCAGAACGCCAGCCGUCGCAGUUGGAGCGCGUCGGACUCCUACAGCAGGAUCUACGGCCGCAGUACGACGCAUUAGACGAAGAAGUCGAGCCGUCCAUGACUUUCCUCAUCCGCCCCUACGACAGCUUCACCUCGAGGAUCCGCGACCGGGCCGCGGCGGGCAAGUCGAAAGCCCGCGUGCUCGUCGAAGGCCCCUACGGCACCACGCACGCCUUUGAAAAGUUCGAGCACGUCCUCUUCAUCGUGGGCGGAAGCGGUAUCGUGGUGCCACUCUCGUACUUGGAGGUACUGAACCGCAGUCAGACCGUCAAGUCCGUCACCAUCGUGUGGUCCGUCCGCGAGCCGGCCUUUGCCGAGGAAGUCCUCAAGCACGAUGUCCCCGCCACCAUCCAUAACGGAAAGGUCGACAUACAGGUCUACCUGACGCGUGGCUUCUCCAGCGAUCCGGAUGCCACCCCGCCCGAGUGGUCGAAACUGGUCAAUGUCGUGUCCGGCAGGCCGGACGUGCACUCGACGGUCGAGUACGCAGCGUAUCGCUCCGACGGCGAGAGCCUUGCCGUCGUCUCGUGCGGGCCAGCCAUUAUGGCGGAUGAUUCGAGGCAGGCGUCGGUCAGCAUGCUUGCGAGAGGGUUCCACAGGAUAGAGUAUUUCCAAGAGGCGUUCAACUGGUAG
This is a messenger RNA of Parascedosporium putredinis, 1287 nucleotides long. The record is from the annotation of a GenBank genome assembly. Lineage: Eukaryota; Fungi; Ascomycota; Sordariomycetes; Microascales; Microascaceae.